AUGUCUGUUGGGUACAAGCUUCUUAGCGAUUACGACCCUCAUGUUCUAAAUCCCGCUUUCGACCUCGACGGGAAUUCCUUGGACGGCAACCCAAAUUCUGUUUUGGACACCAACUACUCCGUGCCUUCCAACGCGGCUCCCAUCCCUACCAAAGAGAGCCCAACUGUCUACACGCAGAUCUCACCACCGCCGCGCUCUAGCCUCUUCGUUGUGUCGUCGCUUGUUGCAGGAUCUGAUCGCAACGCAGCCGCACCCGACGACCAUCACUUCACUCCUAGAACCAUCGACUCUCGUCCACGCAAGAAGAGAACCGUCAACCAGUCAACUUCAGCUGGCGCUCCUCCAAACUUCGCUCCCUUCGCUCCUUUCAGCUCACCAAUCACACCAUCUUCAUUCAAUCUGCCAAUCACAACAGCCUCCGACUCGUACACACCCACAGCGGCAGCAUCACCAGUCCCAUCUUCCAGCAAGAUCACCAAACCCAAACCCAAGACCGCGAUGCCUCUAGCGAAGAUCACUACAGCCAACGGAUCGACUCGCAUCGCUGGCCACGCCCCAGAGCUCGACACUGCUCCUCCAGUCACCGCUCGCCUCCCACCAUGCGAGAUGAGCGCCGCCGAGCUCCUUUACCUCUUCCCCAACCACACCCAAUGGCCAAAGGUCAUGCUCCGUCUCCUUGGCAGUGGCUGGACAGUCUCCGACAUGGCCAGCGCCGCAAUGUACGCCCGCGCCAUCGUCGACGACAAAGUCCACAAGCGUCGCUGCGCCGCUAUGCGGUAUCAGACGUCUGAGGCUGGGCGGGCUGAGUUCAAUGAUCCGACUUGGACGCAGACGAAGGCGGCUCCUGGUCAGGUGUCUGUGGUGACGGACUACGAUGUCUCUACCUACAUCCCACGCCACAGGAAGCACCUCAUCACCAUCAAGCUUCUAGACGUCGCUCGUGGGGUGCAAUGGUGGCCAGCAACGUCCGAUCGUGGGAUCGUCAGCCAAGUCGUCCGCUUUGCCCGCGACAACCCUGUUCUCUGCGUCGACUUCACCACCGACGACAUCCCGACUGUCGCUACACAACAAGGCUUCGUCAUGCCGCGCGAUGCCUCUCGCAGCGACUGGGACACCCUAUGUCUCCACAACUUCCGCACUGCACUCAACAGCGUGAAGACGAGGAUGGCGAAGGGCACGUUGUAG
Messenger RNA from Recurvomyces mirabilis, 1185 nucleotides. RefSeq lists its product as uncharacterized. The record is from RefSeq and is a predicted model, not a curated record. The transcript is spliced from 2 exons. Lineage: Eukaryota; Fungi; Ascomycota; Dothideomycetes; Mycosphaerellales; Teratosphaeriaceae. Bases 1 to 1185 code for a protein of 394 amino acids.